CUGAUGCUUUUUGUCAUUUGAACCCACAGUUCUAUUGUCAGAACAAUGAGUACAACGACCUGGCAACCUUAUUCUUCAACACUCAGGAUGAUGCUAUAAGAAACUUAUUUAGUGCAAAUACACUCCAUGAGUUCAGUGCACAAAGCCUUCUUACUUAUCUGUUUUGAACGGUGAAAGCAGCAAUGCACCAAAGGGUCUAACAGAUACCGUCUCUCAAUUAGUUACGUAGGUAAGGUUGCGAUCUUGACCCCAGACCCCAACAGAGUUGGGGUUAUACAGGGCUUCUUGUAGUAGUUGUAGUAGUAUUAUGAGAAGAGGCACAAACAAUCUUCUAUAAGCUGUUGGGGUAGGGCACAAUAUGUUUUUCUUUAUGAAAUUGAUAUUGUCAUAUUUCUCAGGUAAUGUUUUACACGUUAGCAGUUGUGACUUUUGGCACUGCUGUUCCAGCUGGUCAAUUUGUUCCUGGAAUAAUGAUAGGUUCGACUUAUGGGCGUCUGAUUGGCAUGUUUGUUGUUAGAUUUUACAGGAAACUUGAUAUUGAAGAAGGAACGUAUGCUCUGUUGGGUGCUGCUUCUUUUCUAGGAGGAUCAAUGCGGAUGACUGUGUCUCUUUGUGUCAUAAUGGUCGAAAUUUCGAACAAUUUGAAGUUUUUGCCUCUGAUCAUGCUUGUUCUGCUCAUCUCAAAGGCUGUUGGUGAUGCCUUCAAUGAAGGACUUUAUGAAGAACAGGCUAAAUUAAGAGGCAUUCCGUUACUUGAGUCGAAACCAAAGCAUCAAAUGCAUUAUAUGACAGUAAAGGAGGUCUCUAGGAAUCAAAAGGUUGUCUACUUCCCCCGUAUUGUGAAGGUGGCAGAUAUUGUUUCAAUCUUGCAAAGCAAUAGGCAUAAUGGCUUCCCUGUUAUUGAUCAUUCAAGGAAUGGGGAGACACUCGUCAUUGGACUCAUAUUACGAAGUCAUUUACUGGUACUUCUUCAAUCCAAAGUUGAUUUCCAACAUAACCCUUUGCCCUGUGGUGUGAGAGAUGGUUCUUUACCAAUCAGGCACAAUCUCAGUGAGUUUGUGAAACCCGUCUCUAGCAAAGGAUUAUCUAUGGAUGAUAUUCAUCUUACUCAGGAUGAUAUGUCAAUGUUCAUUGACCUGGCUCCUUAUACAAACCCUUCUCCAUACAUUGUGCCCGAGGACAUGUCGUUGAGUAAGGUAUAUAAUCUGUUUCGCCAAUUGGGACUACGGCAUAUACUUGUUGUUCCACAUGCUUCUCGCGUCGUUGGGUUGAUUACGCGUAAAGACCUGCUACUGGAGGAUACUGAUGAUGACGACUCAGCCCCAGUAGAGCUCCACCCCACUAUUGUAAGGGGUCGGCAAGCUAACAAGAUACCCAUUACUAGUAACGCAGAUGUCGGACAACCGCUGCUUGAUGGGCUCCUUUAAACUCUAGGCCACUGAUCUCUUCCCAUUCACUGCAAAUUAUUCACUGAGGCCAGUUUUCGCCAUCUCCCUCAAAAUUUUGGGCUUGAGAUAAACUUAUCUUCUGUUCUAUUAGUGCAUGAUGGAUGUAUGAGUCACUGAGGUUAUACCUAGGAACACUGUACACUACACUCCAGUUCACCUUAGGUUUUAGACUCACUUUCUGAACUAUAUGAAGGGCUUGAAAACCAAGCAUUAUUUUUAUUAAAGUGUGUUAUACUCCGUAUUAUACACCAACUUUUGUUGUGUUUUUUUUAUACAUGAGACAACCAUACAAGUGUACAACUAUUGUUACGGUUCCCUAGCAUGUUAAAAGCCCCGUUCUUGUUGUUUUAUACUCCCUCUGUCUGAAAUAAGAUCUCAUAUUGGAA
Messenger RNA from Cuscuta campestris, 1834 nucleotides. The record is from the annotation of a GenBank genome assembly. NCBI's taxonomy places the organism in Eukaryota, Viridiplantae, Streptophyta, Magnoliopsida, Solanales, Convolvulaceae.